AUGGGCUUCGGCGUCGGAUUCAUGCAGGCGACUUCAAUAGUCGCCAAUGUGAGGGGCCUUCUUUUAGCCUCCCUAAACAAAGAUGGCGAAAUUACGUCAUACCACUCACAAUAUGGCUACUCGGUCGUCACUCGCCGGACCUUCUACAUAGGGCAGCAAAAAAGGAGGGGGAAAGAGGACCCCCACAGCCUGUCUACUGCAUUGCCUGCGCGCGACGACGACACCGAUCCCUCCAGCGCGAUUCUGCGUGGCGUUUCCAAUCGUCCCGACACGGGCUAUGGGCUCAGCGGCGCCGCGGACGCGCUGGAGCCGGGCGGUCACCAACAGGCUACGGCUGGCGGCGCUGUGCGCACGGAGAGGCCUUUGGAUGUCUGCGGGGAUGGAAGAGGCGUUGCGGGGCUCGGGCCCGGGGUGAGUACGUGCUCUCGCAGCUCGGGGCUGUCCCGGCCUGCGGCUCCCAGCCGGGGUGGCAGGAGCAGCCGGGUCGGGGCCGUGCCGGGAGCUCGGGACUCGCCCCUGCCUGGGGCCUCUUCUGCAGGCGAGCGGGACGCGGCAGAGAAAGGAGCCGGGCCGUGCUCAGGGCCUUGGAAUCUGCGCAAGUGCUUUCCAAACGUAUUCGCAGAGAUUCAGCUCUGGGGAAGCUGCAAAGGAGCCUCCCCCGAUGGAGCUCCCGCAGAGGAUGGGGCGAUUGCAGCCCCCUGGCAUUGCCGUGGAAUUCGGGACCUGUGGUACGGGUCAGGAGCUCCUGCUGGGGCAAGAGCUUCAUCUUCCAAGAGGCAAAGCUGCAACAUCUUCCUUGCCAGGGACUGUCUCCAUGCAGGAAAGAUAAAAAAGGAGAAAGUAUUCUUUGUAAUGCACUAGCACUGUGUUUAAAAUCUCCGUGGCAAUGGAAGGAACAGAUGAUAAAACGGUAAUGUGAGAAAUAAAAUAAUGAAAUUGGUGUUGUAGAAUUGCCUCUACAACACCAAAAUGACAAAUUGAAAUAACAGUUAAAAGAAUCUAAGGAAAAGACAAAAACCUGUGAAGAAAAUUCAGAAUUUACAUUAUUAAAAAAACCCCAGAGAUUGUCAUAUCCCAGGAGCCUGAUUUUGGAAUGUUUUACAGAAUUGUCUGAGUAGCUUUUACUUCUUACCUUUACAUAGUCUGUUCAUGGCAGGUCCAGCCUGUGCUUCAGCUUAGUCCCACUCUGAGCCCUCAGUCUGCAGGGAAAUUAAUAAUUUGGGAAGUUCUUACAGUUUUAUUUAAUGCUUUAAUGGUUAUGAUGAUUUUCUAGAAGCAGGCUGUCCAUCCAGACCUGUUUCCUUCCCUCUCUCUGUCAGACAGUACCUGUGGCAAGCCUGAAGUGAGACAGGGAUCCGCAAAAUCUGACUAUCUAUGGCUGAAGCCAUUUGCUAUCAAUGCUGAUGGAGUGUGAGGUGCUGAAGACUGAAAACGCCUUCUUUUCCCCCUGAAUGCCAAGGCACCGUGUCCAUAAGAAGCUCCUUUCUUUGUGGCUACCUUAGGGAUACUUCCCAAGGCAGCAGGCAGAGGGAGCUGUUGUGUGUCAGCAUGGGAACUGUCAGGACACACAGCACAGCCAGAGGUGUUGGGAAGAGAGCUCCCUUUGGGCUGUAGUCACAGGUUAGGUCAGCAUGGUUCCUUGUGAACAUUCCCAUCGGAUUAUACAUCUCCUGUU
Molecule: messenger RNA, 1675 nt
Organism: Cinclus cinclus
Lineage: Eukaryota; Metazoa; Chordata; Aves; Passeriformes; Cinclidae
Exons: 4
Coding region: 1-861 (286 amino acids)
Source: RefSeq, a predicted model, not a curated record